Plutella xylostella (diamondback moth) is the source of this 2522-nucleotide messenger RNA. RefSeq lists its product as uncharacterized. Gene Ontology annotation, molecular function: protein binding. Gene Ontology annotation, cellular component: plasma membrane. NCBI's taxonomy places the organism in Eukaryota, Metazoa, Arthropoda, Insecta, Lepidoptera, Plutellidae. The record is from RefSeq and is a predicted model, not a curated record.
CUCAUAUGCUAUUACGUGCGAACAACUGAACGGAAUCACAAAUACCGAUCUCAGUUCUGUUAUCCGUGUACCACACCAUGUUGCAGCGAGCGAGUGAGCUUUAGCUUCGUAAAGUGCGUGCUUUUGACAAUAAAUUGUUGGAUAUGAGCAUGCUUGACAAUAAUAGGUUGAUACGGAAAACUACUGCGGCUUUCAGUUCAGCUAAGAAGAACACGUCAUGCAGCCGCGGCUGGCUGCGCGUGGCGGUGCAGGGCACCUUCUGCGUCAUCACCGUCGCCAGCUUCAUCCUCGUGCUCAUCAUGGCCAUACAGAGGAGCUCCAUCGAAUAUGACGACUACAACAAGACCAAGACCUGCUACACGACCUCGUGCACCAUCAUCUGUCACGAGGACAACUUCGACUACGAAUACGAAGAGGAAGUUUAUUUCGCUGUUUUGAAUGGAUAUGAAUGCGACGCAAUGACUAUAACUUUCUAUAAAGCGAUGUUCCCCGGGGGGCACCUUCCACUUAACUGGUUAACGAAAAUAAGAGCUGACGUCACCACUUUGAAAAUUACUAGCGGAAACCUGUCAUACAUACACCCGCAUUCGUUCAUUAGUACCUUCACUAAAAAGGUGAAAAAACUUGUACUGGAGGGAUUGACAUUAGAAAAAUGGAACUCCAAUAUGCUGAUCGGUCUUAUGAAGUUGGAGUCUCUGGUUCUCAAGUACUGUCAUAUAAAUGGAGGAAUUAAACGCAACGCUUUGAGAGGGGCAGAAGACCACUUGGUCAAUAUAUCUAUAACGUACAGCGGCCGCUGGGACCCCGCGAACAUCACGGGUUCCGCGACACUGCCGUCCAUCUACUCUGUGGACUUCUCUCACAAUAGCUUCGGCGAUUUACUCAACAGGAACAGUUUCAGAGAUCUUCGCCACUGCAGGGUGUUGAACCUGUGCUCCUCACAAAUCACCUCCAUUGGGCUAGGAGCAUUCGACUACCUGGAACACAUACAACAAAUUAACCUUAGUGACAACUUCUUGGUGUCAGUCCCAGGGACCAUAUUCGAUCGUAUCCUGGCCAUUGUGCGACCUUCGCCGACUAUUGAGCUCCAAAACAACCUGUGGGUGUGCUAUUGUGGUUUAGAAUACUUGGAUCUGAUGACGAGUGAUUCCUUGCUGAUGGGACUAACUUGUUUUCAUCCAGAAGUGUAUAGAGGCAUGUCAUUCUCGAGGUUCAAAGCGGAAUGUGAAGCGAUGAACAUAACUUCUGUCGUAACUGCAAAGCCUCCUAUUGAUUUAGAUAAAAGUCGCACUCAUAAUGAUAUGUCCAUUGUCAUGGAUAAUAAGUGCAAAAAUACGUCAAAUACUAAUGUACCCAGCAGAAUUAUCUAUGGAAAUCAAUACAGUUGUCUAAAUUACCGAAUACAUCAUAUGGGAUAUGGUAUCUUAUCAUCAUUAACGGACACAGCCAAAAACUAUUCCAAAAAUUCUCAAUUCCAACUAACAUUUUAUAUAGAACACCAUGGAUUUUCAAUGGUUGAGUUAAUAUCUAAAGGCAACUUCGAUUUAGGAAUAAUAUGGUUUAAAUCAAACUGCCCAGAAGAAAUUUAUUGUAUUGGAAUAUUGCCGUCUACUUUGAAAAUUUUAAAUGUGGACAUGAAUUCGACAUACACCGUGUGCACUAUGGACGAUUCCGGACCAAUAUUGCAAUUCGACAGCUGUACUUUAAUCUCAGCAUCAAUAUUAGACGAAAUGCACGAAGAAUCGUCACCAAAAGCGUACAAGGCUUACAUAUUUGUUAUUGCUCUGUUUGGAGCCGGGGGUUUCGGGGCUAUACUGCUUUACGGAAUCAUUAUCAGGAAUCCUAUUCUCCUGCGAGGCAGCAAGCGGGUAGUGAUAGUUAAACACAAGCUGACCGAUGCCAUGGUGCUACCCCCGCAAGUUCCAUACCGGUCCUUCUCACAGAAAACCAAUACUAAUAACGAACCCAAAAAGGUGGACGUGCCAUUUAAGUCUUCGCUAUCAAGAUCGGCGUCUAUGAGGAGCUCAAGCAGCGGCUACGUGACGGCCGAGCAGCCCACACAGCAGCAGCUCACGGAGUGGCGUCUCCAAAACCACUUCAGCCCCUCGCCACUCAAGCAAAACAGCAUCUCGUGGAUAUUCGACACAGAGUCCAACUACUACUCCUCGUUUCCAGACUACCACAUCUACGAGAGCCCUAUAGAGAUUCUAACCAACAACGAAACUAAAUCCAAUGUAAUAUGCAUGGAACGUUAAACAGGAAGGCGACAUUUUGUAGCAUUUGAACAGAAACGCCGAUGCAGAAAUAGCCGAAUGCAAGUCGUAUUUCAUAUGAUGGAUAGUUUGUCAGCGGCCGGGGCAACACUCGCGGCUAACAAUAGCGGGCUAAUGUUGCUGCAUUCCCCUGUCUAGUUCUAGCUACUUUAUUUAAUAGUUCACAUCUAUUUUGGUUUCAAACAAUCAAAGGGGAAACAUGAAAAUGAUUAGUUAGUGUGCCUGGCAAAAUCGUAGAUGAUAUAAAAU